CGAGCCUGCGCGAUGGUUUCUCAGGGGAUUCAGAUCAGCGGCAUGCUGCUGGCCGUGGGGGGCUGGCUGCUGGACGUGAUAGUGUGCGCCUUGCCCAUGUGGAAGGUCUCCGCCUUUGUGGGGGCCAACAUCAUCACGGCUCAGACCGUCUGGCAGGGCAUGUGGAUGAACUGCGUGGUGCAGAGCACGGGGCAGAUGCAGUGCAAAGUCUACGACUCGGUGCUGGCUCUGCCGCAGGACCUGCAGGCGGCUCGCGCCAUGAUAAUUAUCUCCAUCCUGCUGGGGAUCUUCGGGCUGGUUUUCUCCAUCGCUGGUGGGAAGUGCACAAACUGCAUCGAGCACGAGAAGUCCAAAUCCAAGGCCUCCAUCGUGGCGGGGGUGAUGUUCAUCCUGUCGGGCGUCCUCUGCCUCAUCCCCGUCUCUUGGUCCGCCAAUUCGGUGAUCAACGACUUCUACAACCCCAUGAUGUUUGAAGCUCAGAGGUUCGAGAUGGGGGCUGCUCUGUACAUCGGCUGGGCCGCCGCGGCGCUGCUGCUGAUGGGAGGGGUGCUUCUGUGCUGGAACUUCCCGCCUAAAUACGAACAGCCCCGAUACGUGCCCAAGUUCACGCCAGUGAAGUCCGCCUCCACAUCCAGGGAAUAUGUCUGAGAGGUUCCUGUACGGACUCUGAAGAAACGAUCCUCCAAAUGCGCUGAAGCUUCAUCCUUCAGACGCUGAAAUUCUGUAUGAAAAUUGUUGCUUUCUUUCGGUCAAAACGCAGAAACAGAGACUGAAUUUUAUUUUCACAGUAGUGAAAUCCAUCCAGGGAGCUCCCCGCACUCGUUGUGGAAACCUUUUUACUUGUGUUUUAGUGCCUGAUGUUAAGAAUGUUCUUUAUACUGAUUUUCUUUGGCCAAAAAGUCUAGUUUAGUCACUUUGAUUUCAUUUGCUUGAGAUUUUGCACUUUUAGUUGUUUUCCAGAGAUUCCUGGAAAUGAAGACGAAAAGUUUGUCUUUCCGAUCCUCGUGGGAAGCUGGAACCGUUGCUUGAGGGUCAUGACCUUUGAACGCAGGAAAUCAGUGUACGCCUCUAAUGUAUUCUUCAUGGAAUCAAGUUUUUAAAAACUCUAAUGUAAUUUUUUUGUUGUUUUAUGCCUCUGUACUUUGCAACUGUGAAUUAAACUGAAGUCAAACAUGGCAAAGGA
This is a messenger RNA of Oryzias melastigma (Indian medaka), 1183 nucleotides long. RefSeq names its product claudin-4-like. Lineage: Eukaryota; Metazoa; Chordata; Actinopteri; Beloniformes; Adrianichthyidae. Gene Ontology annotation, biological process: bicellular tight junction assembly; cell adhesion. The transcript has a single exon. The record is from RefSeq and is a predicted model, not a curated record. Gene Ontology annotation, cellular component: bicellular tight junction; plasma membrane. The coding region runs from base 13 to 648 and encodes 211 amino acids. Gene Ontology annotation, molecular function: structural molecule activity.